Molecule: messenger RNA, 2785 nt
Organism: Patella vulgata (common limpet)
Lineage: Eukaryota; Metazoa; Mollusca; Gastropoda; Patellidae
Source: RefSeq, a predicted model, not a curated record
AGGAUUAGUCCUGAAUUCGCCGGUUAAAUCAUUAUCAGCUUACAGGAUUCUACUUAAGGCUAGUAAAUGUUUAGUACGAGAAAGAAUACAACAUUACCGAAAUGAAAAACACCGCAUAUUUGCAAAAUCAGAGAUAGAACGUCAAAAAUUACAAGACACCAUAUCAAAUGAAGAUUACAGUUCCCUCCGAAAUAUACAGACAAAAUCCAACCUAAAAAUAGAUGAUGAAAUCAAAACUAGACAAACAAAGAAAUACAAGUCACUUAAAGCCCAGAAGACCAAGAAGACCACUACCAGAACUAGCUCCAAUGCUAGAGAUGAAUUCCUCUCCAAAACCGUCGUCAACCUCAGCAACCGUCCACUCACAGAUGAACAGAUCAACCUACUCUCUAGGGGUCUAAAGUACGCACCAACAUCUAAACCAAGGAAUCAUGAUGAGUACAUAGUAAAUAUAGAAAAGGGCCUCCGGCAAUUAGCUCCAGGUGGGAAGAUAGACUACAUAAGACACCAAAUAGCCGAACUCAUAGCGAAAUCCACUCCACAACCUAACAACAUCAGCAGACUAGAAAGGGAAGCCUUAAAGGAAUUAAAAGAAGAUAAAAACAUUACAAUUGUCCAAGCAGAUAAAGGUAAAGCAACGGUCAUUAUGGAUAAAGAUGAUUACCAGUUAACAGUGUCUAACUUAUUGAACGAUACUACCACAUAUCGCAGAAUAAGGAAAGACCCAACAAGCACAAUAAGUAAAGAACAUACCAAAACUCUAAACGAACUUAAAGAAAAGAAACAAAUAGACAACAAUCUUUUUUAUCAACUGCGACCUAACCAUCCCCGUCCACCUUAUGCUAGAGCCACCAUUAAAAUUCAUAAAGAUCCCAUUAAAGCUCGCUUACUAGUCUGCUCACGAGAUUCCGUCCACUACAACACAGCCCAACACCUCUCAAAACUCCUAUCAUCUCUAGGCAAGUCCGCUAAAUCCUUCAUCCGUGACUCAUCAGAAUUUUGUGACGAAAUCAAAAAUAUACAAAACCCAGGUAAAAUAGUUUCAUAUGAUGUUGUUGACCUAUUCACAAAUGUCCCCAGAUCUGAAGCUAUAGAAGUUCUCCGCCACCGCCUAGACAAACUUCAAUCACCUUUAAAUACUCAUCUCACCACAGACAGUAUAAUAAAAUUAGUAACAGACUGUGUCAACACCACCUACUUCACAUGGGGUGAUGAUUUAUACCAACAGAUACAUGGCCUACCGAUGGGGAGCCCCCUAUCUCCACUACUAACCGAAGUUUAUAUGACCUCCCUGGAAGAAAAAGCUCUACAGUCCUCACCAAUAACUCCUAUAUGCUAUUAUAGAAAGGUCGACGAUACGUUUGUAAUGCUGAAAGAAGAAGAUGACCCUAACUGCCUUCUACAACACCUAAACAACCAGCACCCUAGAAUCAAAUUUACGAUGGAGAAAGAAAACUGUGGAACCAUCCCCUUCCUAGAUGUCCUUGUGAAUAGAAAUGGCGGUACCAUCCAAACAAGUGUAUAUCGGAAGCCCACACACACCGAUCAAUACAUACAUUAUCAAUCUAACCAUCCCAUCAAAGUCAAAGCAGCUAUCAUUUCAACCCUCACCCACAGAGCCAAGAAAAUCUGCAAUCCUGAACUCCUCAAUAAAGAACUAGAACAUAUAAAACAUACAUUCUGCAACCUCAACCAAUAUCCUGAACAGUUAGUCAAGAAAGUCAUCAACACCGCUACCAGCAAUGAACCUAAACUAGCUAAGACUAAACAAGAUUCACAAAUUCGCAUCUCUAUACCAUUCCACAACAAGCUAUCCUACCAAAUCCGGAGGCUCCUUAAGCCAGCGGGAAUAGACACCAGCUUCUACACUGGUUCUACAAUAAAAGAUAUCCUCAGCGCAAAUGGUAAAUGCCGACCAACAAUACCUCUGCAACCAAAGGGAAGUGUUUACCAGAUUACCUGCUCCUGCAAGAAAUUUUACAUAGGUGAAAGUAAGCGUCCAUUAGAUAUCCGUCUCAAAGAGCACCAGUCUAAAGGCACCACCAAUGAAUCAGCUGUAUCAGAACACCUGAAAAACAACCCCCGCCACAGAGUGAACUGGUCAGCUGUAAAUACCCUUAAUAUCAACAUCAAUCAAAAGAAAACUAGAAAAUUAAUGGAGGGAGUACAAAUAAAGAGACAUCAACCAGAACUUAACAGAGACAGUGGUUUAUAUAUCCCCAGAGCCUAUGAUGAAUUAAUUAAAACAGACUAAAUUAAUAAUUAACAUAGACUUUACUUUCACAUAAAUUCUUAGUAUCUUUUACUCAGUUUAGCAGUUUAGUUUAAUGUAUUGUUACAUUAUAUGCAGCACAUAAUUAUUAUAGUACUUAUAAUUUAUAAAAACAAACAAUAAGAUAUUCAUUAAUUUUUUCUGUAACCUAUAAACACAUAAAUAUUAGCAUACAGUUUCACGGUUAGUAUUAUAAUUACUAGAGUUAAUAAAAUGGCCUCGCCUUUUAUCUAUUGUUAUGGUAAUUAAAAUACAUCAAGGCAAUAACCUUAUAUUAAUAAGUGGUUUCUACCUAGUGUACAUUACAAUUAAAUGCUUUUGUCAAUCUAUAUGGUUUCAUUAUAAGAACAAGGGUCACUGUUUUCCUAAUUAUGUUUUCAUUGAAUGUUGUGAUUGUACAUAGUAUAUAUAUCUCAUUCCUUCUAUCUGUAUCAGUAUUGUGCUUGAAAACGACAAGAGAAUCAUUGUUGAAACGUAGCUUUAAUAGAAAUAUAGUAAUUGUUAUCCAUAUAA